Molecule: messenger RNA, 1362 nt
Organism: Rhinolophus ferrumequinum (greater horseshoe bat)
Lineage: Eukaryota; Metazoa; Chordata; Mammalia; Chiroptera; Rhinolophidae
Exons: 7
Coding region: 1-1188 (395 amino acids)
Source: RefSeq, a predicted model, not a curated record
AUGGAGGGGACGCGGCGGCGCCUCGUAGCCGAGGUUCGCAGCUGCGGCGUCUCCGAUCAGAUCCACAAGCAGCUGAAGGUAGAGUCUGUGUCCGGCGGAGAGCGAGCGGGAAGCGGGCAGCGCCGGAGGAGCGCGGCGGGGGCGCAGGGCGCCGCCCUGCGAGCAGCGCCGGAACAGCGGCGGCCCGGGAGCACAGGCGCGACAGGAGCGGGGCGGCGGCGGGUCGGAGCGGCCGGUGGCAAACUUGCUGCCUCCCCGGGGGGCCGAGGCAGAGCGACAGGCGCCGGGCUGGGGACGCAGCGCCAGGCAGGGGCGCGAGGGCCGCACGCGUCCGAGACGCCGCGGGACGAGGUGCGGGAGCUGCGGUGUAUCGACCUCCGAGGGCCCCGGGCCCAGCCCGCACGCUGCGCCGCCCUACGCAGAAGGGCAGCCCCUCCACCCUCCCAGCUCCGGCCCGCAGGAGUUAUAGCCUGGCCAGCUUCGACGGGCAAAGGGCGCCUCCUGACAAGGGAACGGAUCACCUCCGUGCUCUUCGCACUUCUCUGCCACGCAGGCUGCAGGGAUGAAUCUGGGAGGGUGGAGGGGCUGCCCUUCUGCGUAGGGCGGCGCAGCGUGCGGGCUGGGCCCGGGGCCCUCGGAGGUCGAUACACCGCAGCUCCCGCACCUCGUCCCGCGGCGUCUCGGACGCGUGCGGCCCUCGCGCCCCUGCCUGGCGCUGCGUCCCCAGCCCGGCGCCUGUCGCUCUGCCUCGGCCCCCCGGGGAGGCAGCAAGUUUGCCACCGGCCGCUCCGACCCGCCGCCGCCCCGCUCCUGUCGCGCCUGUGCUCCUGGCGCAAGGAGCAAGGCACCCAGGGAGUGGCGAGGGAGUGCGGGAGGCUGGGCCCCAAGGGGCGCCCCAUCCCCACCCCCAUCGGCCAGCUUGCCCGGGCCGCCGCUGUUCCGGCGCUGCUCGCAGGGCGGCGCCCUGCGCCCCCGCCGCGCUCCUCCGGCGCUGCCCGCUUCCCGCUCGCUCUCCGCCGGACACAGACUCUACCUUCAGCUGCUUGUGGAUCUGAUCGGAGACGCCGCAGCUGCUGCGGAAGAAGAAAAGACAAACAGCAGCCCGGCAGCAGGCGGAGCAGCCCGGCCCCUUCCCAUCUUGGAGUGCGGAGCAGACUAGGUAUUACCGGCAUCUUCUUUAAUCGCUGAAGUGGUGGAGCCCAGAUCCCACGUGUCCUUGGAGGACCAGAGACAGGAACGGUGGCGUCUGAUUCAGAGGAGCCCUACUCCAAAAGAAACCGAAACCACAAUUUGGCUCAUUUCAUAUUUAUAUUGACUUAAAAUAAUUCUCCGGACUGGAUUUCUUACAAAGCCCUUCAGAAG